GUGGUGGUGGUGGUGGUGGAGUUUUUGCUAAUAAGACAAGUGGUUUCUUGAUCUCUGAUGAUCUGAGGAUGGUGCCUAAUGUGGCGGGUUCGGUUAUGCGAACGCUCGGAAAUCUUGGUGUUUCGGAUACGGAAGGGGCCGAGUUAAGGGUUGUGACUUUCGGAUUCAAUGAGAUUAUGGAUUUGCUGAAAGGGUCGCUACUCUCCUCAACUCCACUAACCGAUAUCGUACUCGGUAAACAACCGACGGACUCUGCGUCAGCAGUAUCUGAACCAGCGGUUUCGACCCGUGAACCGACGGAGAAAGAAACGACAUCCGUCUCCAAGAAGGUCGUGAAUUUGAAAUUGAUGGUGCAAGAAUCUACAAACAAGUUAUUGUUCGCUCAAGCGGAGAGUGACUUCGUAAAUUUCCUUUCUAGUUUGCUAGCUAUUCCUCUCGGAGGAGCCGAGUAUCUUUUAGGGAGUCGGAAUUGUUUUAAAAGUAUAGACAAUUUACACGGGAGCAUAGUGGAUAUUAUCGAUGCAAAGUAUUUGGCAACUCCUUACAUGAAAAGCAGGCUAACGAAACCGAUGUUGGCGUAUGGUUACAUGUCCGAAAAUCGGAUUCUUCCACUCGGCGAAGAAAGUUUCCGUCGACUAUUGUACUACAUACGUGCUUGCCCGGAUAAAGAAUGGUUGACUUAUACCACCAAUGGAUAUGGUGGUUGGCCUAUUGGGAUUGAUACACCGAAAGUCCAUAGAGAAUAUGUUAAAGGACCAAUUAUGUAUAUGGUGACCGAUGAUUUGACCGUCACUCCCUUGUGCAUGACCUCAAGCCUUUCGAUUAUGAAAGAACUGAAAAUUUCCAUGUCUGAUGUUAAAGAAAUCGAAAUUCAAAUUGGAUUGCAAGAGGCUUUGAGCAUAUUGAGGGCAUCUCUUACAUCGACUUCUGCUCUGACCGAUGGUCUGAUGAUUAAUCCCGUGUUGAAGAAAUGAAGAAAGCAAGAACAUUAAAUGUUGGUCUAGUCAUCGAUAAACCGGUGCUAUUGUUUUGUAUUCUGAAUGUUUCUUAGCAGAUUCUUAGUAUUAUGGUUAUAUUGUGAAGAAAGUUUUGAUCUUGCACAUUAUGUCAAGUUUCUUCUGUCCAAUUCUUGGAAGGCUGAAGAAUAUGUGAGGGUGCUUUCUUUAUCUU
Messenger RNA from Erythranthe guttata (spotted monkey flower), 1170 nucleotides. RefSeq lists its product as uncharacterized. The record is from RefSeq and is a predicted model, not a curated record. NCBI's taxonomy places the organism in Eukaryota, Viridiplantae, Streptophyta, Magnoliopsida, Lamiales, Phrymaceae.